This is a messenger RNA of Castor canadensis (American beaver), 1812 nucleotides long. The record is from RefSeq and is a predicted model, not a curated record. NCBI's taxonomy places the organism in Eukaryota, Metazoa, Chordata, Mammalia, Rodentia, Castoridae.
AUGGAAGAGCAGGUGUUCAAGGGGGACCCGGACACCCCUCAUUCCAUCUCCUUCUCGGGCAGUGGAUUCCUGUCCUACUACCAGGCAGGGGCCGUGGAUGCCCUGCGAGACCUGGCGCCCCGGAUGCUGGACACAACCUAUCGCUUUGCAGGGACGUCAGCAGGUGCGGUGAUCGCAGCCCUGGUCAUCUGCGGGAUAGAGAUGGAUGAGUACCUCAGAGUCCUCAACGUGGGGUUGGCCGAGGUGAAGAAGUCCUUCCUGGGGCCCUUGUCGCCGUCCUGCAAGAUGGUGCAGAAGAUGAGGCAGUUUCUGUACCGUGUGCUGCCUGAGGACUCCUACAAGUUCGCCACCGGGAAGCUGCACGUGGGCCUCACGCGCCUCACCGAUGGAGAGAGCGUGGUGGUCUCAGAGUACACAUCCAAGGAGGAGCUCAUUGAGGCCCUGUACUGCAGCUGCUUCGUCCCCGUUUACUGUGGCUUCAUCCCCCCGACAUACCGUGGUGUGCGGUACAUAGACGGGGGCUUCACAAGCAUGCAGCCCUGCUCCUUCUGGACGGACUCCAUCACCAUCUCCACCUUCAGCGGGCAGCAGGACAUCUGUCCCCGGGACUGCCCUGCCAUCUUCCAUGACUUCCGUCUGUGCAAUUUCUCCUUCCAGUUCUCCUUGGAGAACAUCGCACGCAUGACGCACGCGCUCUUCCCCCCCGACCUGGUGAUCCUGCACGAUUACUACUACCGGGGUUAUGAUGACACAGUCCUGUACCUGAGGCGGCUGAAUGCUGCUUACCUCAAUUCUCCCUCCAAGAGAGUGAUUUUCCCCCGGGUGGAGGUGUACUGCCAGAUAGAGCUUGCCCUUGGCAGUGUGUGUCCUGAACGCAGUCAGCCGAGCCACCAAGCACAGCGGGCCAGUCUGGAAGAAUCCGCACAGCGUGACACCAAGGGAACUCCCAGAGGGGAUGGAAGGGCUGACCAUCUGCCUGUGUCCCCACCUGGGCAGACACCCGAGUCCACAUGUGAGGGGCCUGCAGAGUCACCUGCCUUGCCACUGGCCUCAGCCCCAGCACAGACUCCAGGUGUCUCGCUGCCUGUGUCACCUGCCUCGCUCUCAGCUCCACACUCACCACCGAGCUCCACGCCUGGCUCCUCACUGCCCAUCACACCCCCAGGGCUGUCACCUGCGUCACCUCAGCAGCAGCAACACCCAUCUGGACUGCCACUCAAAUCCCCACCUUCCCCGGCAUCCCUGUCAGCCAGGCCAUCGCUGGGGCCCUCAGCUAUGGAAGCACCUCAAACGUCACCCCAAGCUUCCCCUUCAACGUCACCUGCAGGGCCAUGUGUGGAGGAGCAAGGCCCAGGACAGCCCCAAGGUAGGGCCCUGCUGCUGAUGUCACAUCAAAGGUCAGCAGCACCCCUCCUCCACAGCCACUGCCCUGGGUCCCCGUUAGAUUCAGCAAGCUCCCCGCACCCGUUCCCACGCAAAAAGCACCGCACUUCCAGUCCAGGUCACCGGGAAGGAAGCCGGCAGCAAGGUCAACAUCACGCCGUUAACAAAGCACCCCUUCAUCUCCUGCCCAGGGAGAGCACUGCUGCCGACUCAAGCUGGGUGAGCAAAGUGUUCAAGAACAAACAGAAGACAAAUGGCACCAGAAAAUGCUUUCCCCGGCAUCCACGGUCCAAAACAGAAGGCGGAAAAGCACAGUCUGCUCCCUGUCCACCCGACUGCCCUCUGCGAUCCACUUCUGAGGAAAUCUGGGUCACCUACAGGCCUCAUCCCAGCAGAUCCAGGAAUACAGCUGCCCUGAGGAAGCUGUGA